AUGCAAGGACUAACAGAGACAGAGCGCGUUGGAUUUACAAAAAUCCUGAACUUAAUGAGCAAAAGUGACCUUCUGUCGCUCAGUGACACGGUGACCAAUAAGAUGAUAGUUGUGGAAAACAUCUCAGAGGCUACGGAGACAAUCCUCUCCUUCACUAAAGAUGCUGAAGAGCUCCUGAGAAGGAAGAAGGUUCAGCGUGAGCUGAUAUUUAAGUACCUGGCCAAGGAAGGGGUGGCGAUGCCCCCAAACAGUGAGAAACACCAGCUGGUGAGAAGGACACUGCAGCUUUGGUCGUCAGCAAAGGUUGUAGUUGACGAGAGCCAUCGAGGAGACCCAGAUGGGAACCGAAGGCAACGGCCCACAGAGACAGCAUCAGACUCCACGGAUAUGAAGGCUGGGGUGGGCUUUGACCCGCUGGUCCUCGGGCAGCAGUUCUGCCAGUGGUUCUUCCAGCUCAUGAACAGUCAGAACCCGUCACUAGGCCAACAGCCUCAAGACUGGGGACCACAACACUUCUGGCCAGAUGUGAAGCUCCGCCUCCUCUCCCGAACUGGCAGUGAACAGAUGGAAGACUUUCUGGGUGCUGAGCUAGUUAGCCUUCGUCUUUCGGCCCUGACCAAGGAAGAGCGCCUCCUCUUCUGUCCAAACCUGGAGCCUUUCGGCCUCAAGGCCCUGGUCUCCCCGCACGGCCUGGUGCUGGUGGCCGUGGCCGGGACCAUCCACAGAGAUGCAGCCUGUCUCGGCAUCUUCGAGCAAAUAUUUGGCCUUAUUCGUUCCCCGCUAGACCACAACAGCUGGAAGAUAAAGUUUGUCAACCUGAAGAUUAAAGGACAGGAGGCCCUCGGGGGAGCGGAGGUGGCAGCGCCUGCUUUAAGCUACAACUCCAGUGAACUGCAGCUACUCUGCAGCUGAUGACAGUCAGGAUGGAGGUUCCUUUUGACUGCUCUCUUUUACUGCGUGACCACAUCACACUGGCAGGUUGAGGUCAGAUUUUAAACGUGGCAACUUUCCUGACAAACCUGACUUUUAACUUAAGCAUCAUGUCAGAAUGUACGGGUGGUUGGACACUAUUCCAGCAAUGAUGCAACUUUAAAAAAAAAAAAUGGUCCAAGGUAGGUUUCUUUUUGCUUAUUAGAAAAAGCACACCUCUGUUGCCGCUGUUCUGGGACCACUUUGUUAAAAGGUUAAACAUACUCUAGCUUCUUCCAAAGCAUGUUGGGCUUUGGCAGCCUGUGCCUUAUGCGAUAUCUGAUAUAGUCUUGGAUAUGCUCGUGUAAAUAUAUGACGAAUUCCACACAAAGACUUCAGUGAUUGUUGUUGAGCUGUAGGUUGCAAACAGAAGAAAUGUUUUGUUUCUUCAUUUGACAGUACAAAGUCAAGUAAAAUUAAUUUUGUGUUGUAUAAUCUGAGGCCUCUGUGUUUUCAUGGGAUGAGUUAAGGCCGGGAAUGUUUACAGAUUAUUAGUUUUAAGCAAAGGUCUGUGGUGGAUCGGGAAACAUGACUAAGUGCAAUAUACAAAUGGCAUAAAGUGCAAUUUUUUUGACAGAUGUAAAACGUGUCACAACAUAAAUGAAGCAUUUGUGGUGCUACAGACAAUCCCUGGCCUGUAAAUCAUCAUCUCCAGACGAAUCUGCUCAUCACAUCAUUUUUAUAUCCGCUUGAUUAGAGAAGAAAUGCAAAUAUCGACAGUAAGAUUUUCACUCGUAUCACAAUAUCUGUCAAAAUAAUUGCAAUAAGUUGUUUUAUUUUUUUUAUUUUGCCUAUCAUUCAGAACCAGUGGUGGGUAUGUCUGAUAUUAAAACAAAUAUGUUCAUCAAAUGA
Stegastes partitus (bicolor damselfish) is the source of this 1821-nucleotide messenger RNA. RefSeq names its product chromosome unknown C3orf38 homolog (gene cunh3orf38). Lineage: Eukaryota; Metazoa; Chordata; Actinopteri; Pomacentridae. The transcript is spliced from 4 exons. The record is from RefSeq and is a predicted model, not a curated record. The coding region runs from base 1 to 912 and encodes 303 amino acids.